Messenger RNA from Scomber japonicus (chub mackerel), 2809 nucleotides. RefSeq names its product FKBP prolyl isomerase 4 (gene fkbp4). Lineage: Eukaryota; Metazoa; Chordata; Actinopteri; Scombriformes; Scombridae. Gene Ontology annotation, molecular function: protein binding; peptidyl-prolyl cis-trans isomerase activity. Bases 275 to 1639 code for a protein of 454 amino acids. The transcript has 11 exons. The record is from RefSeq and is a predicted model, not a curated record.
CAGUUGUCAGAUGCCAGCCAGACAGCGAGACAACGUGGACUUGAGACGUCCCAGUCCGGUUGAGAUACUGGUGUGACUGGCCCGCAGAGACAGCAGAGACAGCAGAGUCCACAGAGGCUGCAGCGGUGCUUUUAUUGACAGUAUUUGGCCGCUUUAAACAGCUUUAGUCGACUGCACUGAAGUAUUGUCCGCUUUAGCAACCACUACUACCAGUCAGGGUUUGGCUGGUUUGAGUUGUGCUGCAGGUCAGAGCAGGAGGAAGGAAAACUGCUUCAUGACAAUGACUGCAGAGGAGCAGACAAGUGAAGGACAGCACACCAUCCCAAUGGAGGGAGAGGACAUUACGCCAAAGAAAGAUGGGGGUGUUUUAAAGCUGGUGAAAAGGGAAGGCACAGGCACAGAGCUGCCUAUGACUGGUGACAAGGCGUUUGUGCAUUAUGUGGGCACACUUAUGGAUGGCACUCUUUUUGACUCGAGCAGAGACCGAGGAGAGAGGUUCUCCUUUGAGUUGGGCAAAGGUCAAGUAAUAAAGGCAUGGGACAUUGGUGUGGCCACAAUGAAAGUGGGGGAGGUGUCCCAGCUCAUCUGUAAGCCAGAGUAUGCAUAUGGAUCUGCAGGCAGCCCACCCAAGAUACCCCCCAAUGCCACUCUUGUGUUUGAGGUGGAACUGUUUGAUUUUCGAGGGGAGGACAUAACUGAUGAAGAGGAUGGAGGAAUUAUCCGUCGUAUUGUCACUAAAGGGGAAGGAUAUUCCAAGCCUAAUGAAGGAGCUGCUGUUGAAGUAACUGUGGAGGGUACCUGUAACGGACACGUGUUUGAUGAGAGAGAACUGAAGUUUGAGAUCGGCGAUGGAGAGAGUCUUGGUUUGCCUCCUGGAGUGGAGAAGGGUAUCAUGGCUAUGGAGCAGGGAGAGGAGGCUCUCUUCGAUAUCAAGCCCAAGUAUGGCUUUGGGAAUGCAGGAAAUGCAAAAUAUAACAUUCCCGGUGGGGCAACAUUGAAGUACAAGAUCAAGCUGGCAGCCUUUGAGAAGGCUAAGGAAUCCUGGGAGAUGAACACAUUAGAGAAGCUGGAACAGAGCAUCAUUGUCAAAGAGAAGGGCACACAGUAUUUCAAGGAGGGGAAAUACAAGCAGGCAUCAGUGCAGUAUAAAAGGAUUGUGUCAUGGCUGGAACAUGAAUCUGGUUUGUCAGAGGAGGAUGAGAAGAAAGCGAAAGCAUUACGGCUGGCUGCAUAUUUGAACUUAGCCAUGUGCUUCCUCAAACUUCAGGAGCCGAACCACGCCCUAGAAAACUGUGACAAGGCUCUGGAGUUGGAUGCAUCCAAUGAGAAGGCUUUGUUCAGGAGGGGUGAGGCGCUGUGUGCUACGAAGGAGUUCGACAAGGCAAGAGACGACUUCCAGCAAGUUGUUCAACUUUAUCCUGCCAACAAGGCUGCAAAGAGCCAGGUGGUUCUCUGUCAGAAACACAUUAAAGAGCAGCACGAGAAGGACAAGCGCAUCUACGCUAAUAUGUUCCAGAAGUUUGCAGAGCAGGACUCAAAGAAAGCAGAGCAGGUGAAGGGUGACACCAAGGAGAACGGCAAGGACGACAUGGAAAUCGACAACACAGAAAAGGGAGUCGAGAGUGAAGCGAAAGCAUAAAAAUAUUUCAGAUGAUGUGACUGUAUUACGGUUCAUCUGUACUUCAGACUUUUGUAACUUCAGCCAUUUGUGUUUAAGGAGUGACUGUUGAAAUGUAUGUGUGUGAGAAGGAGCGUGUCAACCAGAGCACUGACUUAUGGGCACGUCUUUGCUGGCUUUCUUUGUGUCCAGGCUUUUUGCUGUGGCAGCUAGCCGAGCGGGUGGGGCCUCCCCAGCUGAUGGCACUGUGGGCCGUGGUUUUUAAUAAAUGAAUUGUUUGCCGCUGCCACCCCACCCCCAAACCCUUUCAACCCACAGCUUUUGAACUGUGCAUGUGUUUUCAUAGCUUUUUUUUUAAUUUAGGGCAGGGGGGGGCAGGUAGGAAAAGUGUAUUUAAGUGUUUUGUGCAGAAUAUCAACCUCUCACCCGUCAAGGGCUAGACCAUUCACCUUGUACUCUGUCCUCUACCCCCCCACUCACAUAUUUUUUCUUUUUUGCUAAUCCAUCCAACCCUCCUCAUGGGCCUACUGAUCAAUUUCUGGAGUUGUGAUGGCUGUUCUUAGAUUUCAUGUGUUUUUGAAUAUUAAGUGUGCCUGUGUCCCAAAAAGUAAGUAUGUAGCAGCACUGUGGAUAGGUGGAGUAAUAAGAUGUUAGCCUGGAAUAGAUGUUUGACUUCAAGCUUCUCUCAUUCUAAAGACAGAGCGCCUUUUCAGCCCCCAGGGUACAGGACUGUUCACCUUCUUUUCUUUUUUUUUUUGCUUUGGAAAUAUUGACUUUGUACUUAUUUUUCCCUCAGUGUUGUGCUUGUGACUUCUGUAUUGUUCUCAAAAUGAUGAAUACAACAAAUUAACUGGAAUAUGUGCAUUUUAAAGCAGCUAGAAAUGACAUUUGUUAGCUUCUCCUGGACACACAAAAGUAAACAGUUCAGUCUUAGUCUUAAUUUACUGUAUUAAGUGCUUGUAUGGAUAUGCGCACAUCAGAUUGAGGCUGUUUAAAACACUGUGCCAGAGGAAAAUGUGAGCCCUGUUCCACUAUAGACAACAGCACCUGUACAGAGGGGCAGAAACUAAACUAGGGGGCUAAUUUAAAACAGAGCUGUGGGCCAUGUGUCGAGUUUCUAUUUGUCUGUUGGAAGGGUCACUGCUUGGUCUGACUUGACCAAAGGAUAUAAUAAACAAUAGCUACAAAGUG